UGUAAUCUUCACUUGUGUGUCGGCACUUUAAUCGUCAUACAGAGUAGAAUACACGCUACACCACCUUUGUUUGGCUUUCAAGACGAGUCAACAGCUUUAUCAAAGGGGUUCUAGAGGCCCUUGUACACUAUCUCUUACAGAUGUAUCCUGUUUGUCGUGACUAUUUGCUUUUUAAAAUAAUACAAUGGAUUAAUAAGAAAAUUGUAUUCUUCACAGGAUUUGUUAAAUCGAUUUGAUCAAUAUAAUGUUCUUUUAUAGAAACUUGAUCGAAAGCUAAACUCUUUGGAGAAAUAUUGAUACUUCACUGGUCUAAGUUGUAAAUGCAAGAUAGGUGAGGAUAUGCUUCAAAUCGAUCCAUGAAAACUGUGAUGUAUAUUACUGGUUAACAACAGACGACACUCUUUAAGUCACGUCCGUAAGAGAGUAAGGAUGGGAAGAGAUCAUUGGAUCACAAGGAACACUACUCCCGAGACUUAAGCUAACUUACCAGUGUUCAUCUGAAACUCCAUGUAAAAUCACUGACGGAUUGCUCAAUUAAAAAUCAUGGACGAUCAUUUAAGCAAUCUUUCCUGGUUGAAGACCUUGCUCAAUAAUCAGAAUCCAAAUGUGACGGUAGCUAUAUCGCGACUGGAGAUGUUCAUCCACCUUUACAACAAGUCGGAGGAGGAACUUCUCAACCAAAUAUCUGGAAUUAUUUCUGAUUCAGUCCAGCCACAGGAUUCAGUGGAAGAUUAUGAAGAAUAUCAAAUCCAUCGAUUCUUACGACGUUACGUACCUCCUUUCCUGAUGCUCAUCGGUCUCGUUGGUAAUGUGAUGUCAUUUUUCAUAUUACGUCACAAGUCCAUGGCGCGACAUUCAACAAAUCACUUCCUUGCCGCGUUAUCAAUUGCAGACCUCAUUGUAUUGUUCGCUGGUCUAUUUCGAUUAUGGAUAGGGGAGAUUCUUGACAAUGACUUCCAAAAUGUAUCAGAUUUCAUGUGUAAGAUUGUGAAUUUAUUAACCUACAGUUCUAGUCAGUUUUCUGCGUGGUUGGUUCUGACUGUCACUGCAGAGAGAUAUAUUGUUGUGUGCCAUGCUCUUCAAGCCUCACGUUGGUGUAGCAGGGAACGAGCCAGAAAAACAGUUAUUCUAUUGGCUAUUAUUUUCAUCCUUAUCAAUUUGCACCUAAUAUGGACCAUUGGAAUACGGAACGAUACUGCUCAAGGAAAACCACAAUGCGAUGGUCUGGCCAAUUAUGAAUUCCUAGUAAGAAAGGUGUGGCCUUGGAUCGAUGCGAUAUUAUACUCUACCAUUCCAGUGAUCGCAAUUUCACUUUUUAAUAUUCUAAUCAUACGACAAGUGCUCAUUGCCACUCACAGUCGCAAAUCCAUGCAGCAAGUUCCUUUGAACAAAAUCGAGUUGAAGAGGCGCUCAAAAAACAAGAGCUCUAAAUUAACCAUCAUGUUGUUAACAAUUUCGUUCACCUUCUGUGUGACGACUUUACCAAUGAAUGUCGUUAUGAUCGCCAGCUACCAAGUGGGAAACAACCCAAAAGAAAUGGCCAAACUCUGGUUGGUUAGGACAACAGCGGAGUUGUUAAUGUACCUUAAUCAUUCCAUUAAUUUCUUUCUGUAUUGUGCCACAGGACACAAAUUUCGUUCCAUUGUGCUACGAAUUGUGUGCAGGAUUUCAAACAUUUCGGAUCAUAGCCAGCAUAUUUACUGCUCUGGUGGAUAUAACGGUAAUGCUUCCGGAGGCUGUAUCCACAACAAAGAGGCAGACUCCUCCAACAAUGAAGGGGUUACAAAUCAAGUCACGGCGUUAUAAUAACGAAACCAUCGAACGGACGGCGAAGAAUGUUAUCCAAUUGUUGUAAAGUUAAGAUGUCUCCUUUGUUGGACAUGAUUUACUAUUUUCUGCGAAUGAAACAGGUUCAUAGCAUAUAGUAGCUGCAGAACUGCAGCUAAGCAUAUAGCUAACACGGAAAAGAAACGAAAACAAAAUUAUUAAUGCUAAAUUGUUUACAAAUAUUAAACUUAAUGGAAAUACAAUUAAUCUGUACACUUUUAAACAUGGUAUUGCAUUAGUGUUCAAGAUACAGAUAAUUGUCUAAAAAUUUCCCAAGCGUGUUCGAUUGGUAAAAGAGCUGUAGUGACCAAAGCAGCGUUAGAUAUUGAUUUGACGAAGGAAAUCCACACUGCGUGAAAUACAAAUAAAAUCAUUUUUAACUUAGUCUUGCUGAAUCAUUAUGUAUGGUGCUUCACUGAUGGAAUAACCACAACCUGUGAAAUGGAUUCUUCAUAAGAUUGUGCAGUUAAAAAUUCCUCGAUGACCAUACAAGGAAUAUUCCGUCCCUUACAGGCACCCUUAUAUUAUUAUUUCACAACUCCGAAGCUCGGACAUUCAACGACGUACUGUUCUUCGUAACAUUCUCUUCGACAUCAAACAAUUUCGAGCGGUAAAGGGUGUAUCGCAAUUUAUCCGAAAACGGAACAUGUCUUCAAAUUUACAUAGAAAUCACAUUUUGUCGAUCCUGUCGACGUCAUUCAACCCCAGGACGACCCUGUCAGACGUAAUCACUUUGUACAGGCGUGAAAUAAUCCGUCUGUGGAUAUGCACGGCUCUUACAACGUCGUUUUGAGAAUUUCCAGCAAAAUCAUGCCAUCAUAUUUGAUUUAUAUAAUUACAUGUAGUAAUUAAACACAGGAUUUUACGUUUCUGUUACGUGUUCGUAUAAUAUAUUUUCAAAACAUUACCAGAACAAUGUCUAAUUGAAAACAACCCAACCCCCGUUGUAAAAUUAGUUCAAUUCUUCUGCAACUUCACAACGUAAUUAUCGGAAAAUACCAGUAUUAUAUUAAUAGUCAUAAACUUAGUAAUUGGUGCGUGAUUACAUGUCCUCAUUAAUUUACAAACAGCUUAUUUUGGGAUAGAGAGUAAGUGUGAUCUUUACUGCAGAAGGAAGCAUUAGAUUCCAUUGAUUUUCAGAGCUUUUUAAUCAUCAUUAGUGAUACGUCGUAUUGUUUAUUACCAUAAACCAUUAUUGUUCACAGACUUAAUGUAUAUACACGAAACAGUCUGUACAAAAAUGCAUAUUAAUCAUUUUCUGCGCGACAUAUAUGGAAUACAAACCAAUAUAGUCAACGUAAAACGAGGGGGAAAAUAAAAUUUUCUAAUCAUGAAUGACAUGAAAUAAAAGCAAAGAAUCAGUAAUAAUAAUAAUGAGAAUAAUUUUCUAAAUCAUAUAAUAUAUUAAUUUUCUGCUUUUGAAUUAAAUACUUAUAAAGAUAUUUUCCCAGUUAACAUAAUUUUGUAACAUUUGUUGAAAGUGAUACUUGGAGAAAUAUUUCUUUAAGUAUAUUUUUUCACUUUAUCAAAUAAUUGACAAACCCCGAAUAAAAUGAUACUCAACUUUAAAUGACUAAUUCCUAUCAUUUUAAAAUCUUAAACAGUAUAUUAACAUUCUAUAUUUCUGUUCCAAUGUAAUGGUUUCCACCUUAAUUCAAAAUAUACCAUCACAGAAACUGUAUUGUUCGUAAAACCUGGCAUUUUUAAAAUAAAAAUCCCGUGAAUACUUUAUACUCGUUUCUGGAGAGAAAACACCCUCCAGUGAUAAUAAAACGGAAGCCCCUCUCCCGUCCCCUCGACCACACCUCAAGGUGCUUAUUUUGAUCAGAUUGUAUUGUACUGUUUAUUACCAUGAACCAUACAGUUCAUAAGUUUAAUGUAUGUAUAUGAAAAGUUUUGUACAAAUUUGCAUAUUGUUCUGUAUGACAUAUAUAUUGUACUGUUCAACAGGCGCUGUUACGUUCUACACCCUGUACUGUGAUGUUAUUGUAUGAAGCCAAUAUGCUCAUUGUUGAAAUCAAUCUUACACCGUCUUCUACAGUCACUGUAUAACGAGAUCAUUGUUGUAUUGUAUUUUGGUAUUUGUUUUGCAUUGUUAUACAAUUAUAUUGAAUAUAUUAUUGAAAUAAAACACAAACAAUUUAUGUGCAAA
Ostrea edulis (European flat oyster) is the source of this 3979-nucleotide messenger RNA. Its product is annotated as probable G-protein coupled receptor 139. Gene Ontology annotation, cellular component: membrane. Gene Ontology annotation, molecular function: G protein-coupled receptor activity. Gene Ontology annotation, biological process: G protein-coupled receptor signaling pathway. The coding region runs from base 544 to 1806 and encodes 420 amino acids. The record is from RefSeq and is a predicted model, not a curated record. Lineage: Eukaryota; Metazoa; Mollusca; Bivalvia; Ostreida; Ostreidae. The transcript is spliced from 2 exons.